GAAGAUAAAGGUCAUUCACCAUGACUUGCUUCCCAGAGACAAACUUUGGAAGUAAAUUUGUGAUCAUUAUCGAAACCCUAAUGCCUUUCUAACACCUAAAGGAAACUAAUAUCGCUUGUAUAAAUCUGUCAGACCCCAGGUCUAACCGGCUGCACAGCGCACGUUAAAUUCCAUGGUUAUACCGUUUCAUCGAUGGUUAAACCAUUCGCACCUGCCGACCAUAACUUUGAUGGCCGACCUACGUCCCCGUGUGCUUUUGAGAAUCAUUGGGAAGUUCGAUCGAUCCUAACGUUAAUACGAUAUAAACACUAUAAAGAUGCACUUAUUUGGCGGAUUGCUUUUGAGAAGCUAAUCACUUGGAACCUCGAUUUGGAUGCGCUCACGACUACGACUAGAAAACCAGGAUUAUGGUUUGCAUCACGUUCCUUUUAUCUGCAUGCAUGGAUUUUUCUAAAAUUCUAUGGCGCAGUAUUGGAAAAUUAGGAAUUUCAGUUCUUGAAACCCGACUUCCGUUACGGAUAUCACUGACACAUUUGAUAUGCUUAUCUGUAUUCGUCCAUGGAGUGGUCAGUGAAAGCCCGGAAACCUGGUGGACAGUCGGUCAGGAUGAACUUCGCGAUACCCUGAAGUCCAAACUAAACCACAAUAUCGCCAAAAAUGUGAUAGUGUUCCUGGGUGAUGGAAUGGGUGUUACUACAGUUACUGCGGCACGAAUUCUGAAGGGGCAGCUGGAUGGAAAAUCCGGUGAGGAAGGCUAUCUGCAUUUUGAUCGCUUCCCGCACACUGGACUUUUAAAGGCUUAUUCCAACGAUAAACAGGUUUCAGAAUCCUCUGCAAGCGGUACAGCUCUGUUUUCGGGAAUGAAGGUGAAUUCCGAAACGAUCGGUUUGGACAGCUCGGCUGUCCCCAAAGAAUGCAAAAAUUCGCACCUCCACCACAUCGACGGUUUGCUGUUGUGGGCGCAACAAGCGGGCAAGUCCACUGGAAUUAUUAGUAACACUCGAGUUGUGGACAGCACACCGGCAUCACUGUAUGCACAUACGCCGGAAGAGGACUGGGAAGUGGACAGUGCCAUACCUGCGUCACAGCGGGAACUUGGGUGCAAAGAUAUUUCCGUCCAGCUGAUCGACGAUUUACCUGGUCGAAAUAUAAAUGUUAUCCUGGGGGGAGGACGACUCAGCUUUCUGCCGCAAAAUCAUUUGGAUGAGGAAAGUAACAGUUACGGAAAGCGACUGGAUGGCCGCAAUUUGGUUGAAGAAUGGAUGCACGACAAAAGGCGCCGUAAUGCUAGCGCUGGAUACAUGCAAAAUAAAGAAGACUUGAAAAAUAUGGCGAAUGCAGAAAAUGAAUUCUUGCUGGGUCUAUUCAAUCCGGAAAAAAUGAGUUUCGCUUGGGAUCGCGGUGAUUCUUCUCCGGAGCCAGCGCUCGAUGAAAUGGCGGUGGCCGCUGUACGGGUAUUACGGAGAAACCCGAAAGGCUUUUUCUUGAUGAUUGAAGGAGGUCUGAUUGACGAUGCCCACCACAGAGGAAUGGCGGCAAACGCACUGCAUGAAACCAUUGCUCUGGACAAAGCUGUUCGGGCGAUUGAUGACUGUACACACGAGAACGAUACGUUGCUAGUAGUUGUUGCCGACCAUUCCCAUUCUUUGCUUUUUCUUGGAUAUCAGAAACGAGGAACAUCCAUACUAGGUCUAGCAAACGCCAAAAAAGCAGCGGAUGGUAAACCGUACACCUCACUUCUCUACGCUUCCGGUCCCGAAAGCCCUCUAAACACUCCAAGGCUGAACAUUUCGGGGCAAGACACGAGUAAGCUUUGUAGUAACGGCAUACGACAAGACCUAAAAUUGCUGAAGUAUCUUCUGAAACAUUACACCGUAACGGCAUUUUCUGGUAAGGAAAAAUCGACGAUCCUUCGUAAAGUUCCGCACUACAUCAAGCUGCACCCGCGGCAGGAUACCGGCAACCAGCUUUCAUUCCGUCUUCUUGGGCUAUGCACAUGGGAGAAGAUGUUCCAGUAUAUGCCAAAGGACCAAUGUCCCAUCUCUUUAGCGGCGUCCAUGAACAAAACUACUUUGCGCAUGCGAUUAAUUACGCUUCGUGCUACCGAAGCGAUCUUUUAAAUGCAUGUAAUUCUGGGCAGUUUGCAAACAAUACAGGAAAUUAAAUAACCCAAAUUCAAACGGUUUGAUCACAGA
Molecule: messenger RNA, 2195 nt
Organism: Paramacrobiotus metropolitanus
Lineage: Eukaryota; Metazoa; Tardigrada; Eutardigrada; Parachela; Macrobiotidae
Product: alkaline phosphatase-like
Exons: 13
Coding region: 408-2120 (570 amino acids)
Biological process (GO): dephosphorylation
Molecular function (GO): alkaline phosphatase activity
Source: RefSeq, a predicted model, not a curated record